CUCACGUGUGAACAACUUCGCAAUUGUGACGACGGAUUCGUACAUCCUGCAAAUGAUUGAAGCAACAAUAAUUUAAACCAUUAAAAUCAUUCGCAAAACAGACUAAAUUAAGACGUGUUAGUUCUGAUAUAAUAAAAAAAAAAGUGAAAUUUUAGUCAUCUCAAGUUUCAUACUCAACUGUGCAUCUGACAUCGCCACGACACAUCGAAGUGCAAGCGCACACUUGUCACGCGUGCUGCAGCAACAAGCAUUCCUAAACAUCGCGUAACUCACGUGCGCUCGAGAAAGUAACUCACUUAAUGGUGUCCAACACAUACCCAACAUCAACCGCAGCAACACCCACUCACUUAUGAGUGUUCCCUAGGAGUAACAUAAUCGCAUCGCAAUCGCAACCGCAACCGCGCGGCACAGUGUGAGAAAGCAUAAAUACAUAACGACCAAAACAGUACGAAACGAAAUUUAGUUGAGUGAGGACGACCGAAGCUUUGGCCUCUCUCCGCAGAAAGCACCCAAACGGGAAGUGCAACACACACCACAAGGAAUGUGCGUAGAAGUAAGAAAAAACCGAAGGUGAACAGACAAGUGUGCAAAUAAAUGCGUUGAAAACUGUUCGGUGGAUCAAACAGGGAGAUGUAACAGUCAAAACCAGUGAUUCUCUGAGAAAAAAAUCAAACUUUAAGUGAAAAAAAUGUUUGAAACAUUAGCAAUAUAAUUUAAGACAGUCUAAAACUAAAAUUCCCUCGCACAGUAAAACAAUUAUCACAGUGCAAACUGCACUGCACACACUCUUCGAACUUAUUUCGGAUGUGCUGUGUUUGAGGGUUUCAAAAUUCAAAAUUGCUCAACAAACUAUUUUAUGUGUCGCUGUGACUAAAGUGUGAUUAUGAGCAACCGCUCCAAAAAUUUGAUGAACGAACCAUCAGCCAGAACAGUUCGAGAAUAGCAGAGAUAAAGUGAAAGCUCACUAUUUGAAUCAAGUUGCAAAAACCUAGAAACUAACAAGAUGGGUAGCAGCGAAGCGCAAACUUACUGUCUGCGAUGGAACAAUCACAAGAGCAAUCUGGUCGAAAUUCUGGAUGCACUCAUCAAGAUGGAGUGCUAUGUCGACUGCACGAUCUACGUCGACGACCAGGUCCAGUUCAAGGCUCACCGAGUGGUGCUGGCCGCCAAUUCGCCAUAUUUCCAAUCCAUCUUGCAGGACGUUCCGAUGGAUCACUGCACCAUUCUAUUCCCCGGUGUGAAAGAAUUCGAAAUGCGUGCCCUGUUGGAAUACAUGUACACGGGAGAGGUUAACGUCACCCAGGCCCAGAUUCCACGAAUCAUGAAGAUUGCCGAACAGCUGGAAGUGAAGGGACUGUUCGAUAUGGCCGAUCUAAAAGGACGUUUUGGGAACAUGGUCGACGAGCGGGAACGUGAAUCUAGCUGUAGUAACGGCAAACCUCAUACUCAAACAAGCAAUCAACAGUCUCCACCCGCGGUUAUUUCGACAUCCACGAAUGUUUCUAUUGAUCAAAGCAGUAGUUCAUCCCCGCCAUAUUCGUACAAAUUUCCCUACACCAGCAUGUAUUCCCGCAAGAGUCCUACGGACACCACAGACCGGUCAGAACGUGACCGAGAGAGGGACCACGAUCGCGAUCACGAAGAGCGAGACCGCCGAGAUCAGCCGUCUUCGUUACCCCAACCACCACCGCCGCAUUCAUCAUACUCCCACUCAAGCGAACGUCCCCAGGACGACCAACCACAAACCUCGGCAUCAUCGUCAGUCACCGCUCAACAACAACAAUCACAAAACCAUCGAUGGUCUCUACCCGCUCCGAUCCCAGUCACUCUUCAGUCACCUCAUCAGCUCCACAGUAUGCUCAGCUCGGUGUACGACUCGAACGCAGAUAUGAACCCCUUGAAACGCAAAAAGCUCCAGUCCAUGUCUAGCAUGCUCCGUGACACUCCGAUCCUUCGCAACGUUCUCGCUCAACCGAAUGCAGCCGACUCAUCGCAACCCUCAACGUCCGCCCUGUCGCUCCAAUCGUUACCUGGAAUGAACACUGAACCCAGCGCUACGGUUGUAGCAAGUACUUCGGAAGCAAUUCACCACCCUGCCGACCCAAUCAGUAGUCACCACGCUAACGGCGGUAGUUAUAGACAUGUCAAUGAGCCUCUUUCACCCUUCGGUGAUGGAUCUUACGACGACGAAGCGAUGAUGGACCCCCGUUUAAACUACAACGCUGACGGUCACGCACCCUACGCUUCCCACCAACAACAGAAACCCGAGUGGAAACGCUACAAGCAGUACCUCCGACAAGACCUUAUGAAUGCGGUGGACUGCGUUCGUAAAGGUAUGAGUGCGUUGCAGGCAUCCCGUAAGUUCGGUGUUCCCUCGCGAACCCUUUACGACAAGGUGAAAAAGAUGGGGAUUACUACCGGUCGCCAGAUAAAUCGUGGAAUCAAACGUAGUCCCAGUGCUAGCAGUAGUCCUGCAACGUUCCCCUAUGGUCUAAGCGACGCAACACACAUGUUCACUGCAGGCCCCUCAGGAGAACAACAGAUCCCGUCGCAGUCCCAAAUACAAAGUGGUGACAAGGAAAAAGGCAGGAUGAUCAAUCCUAGCUCGACUCAUCAUUUACCACCAACGAUUCCACAUCCCGCUGCUACUCUCUUGGACCCAACAUUCCUCCAGCAGGCUCUGGAGGCACGGGGAGGAGAUAUCGCAGGUCGAGAAGCACUACAUGCGAUGGCAUUCGCGGCAGCGGCUCACGCUGCGGUCAACGGAAUCAACACCUCGCCAAGAACUCACGGAACGGCGGCACGUUCUCCAAGUCCAAAUGUUCUCAUGAAAUAUAUGCGAUCGGUUUCAAUGGGUCCGGUGGAAGUCCGGGAGCGAACUCGAACGGAGUCCAACGAAGAGGAACGUCACCAUCAUCACCAUCGCAGUAAUGGAUCCGAUACUUACGAACGACCGGAACGAGAACUAAUGGAACAUGAAGAUUCACGGGAUAUCAGCGGCGGUGGCGAUGACAUGGUGGAGGAUCUCUCGAUGACACGACGCGGACCAAGCUCGGACCGUGGAUCGAUAUCACCCCCGCCAAUGCUAGGUCAUUCCCAGCAUCAACCUCCCCCGCCACAUCCACAACACCUCCUUCCACAUCCACCACCACAAAUACCACCCCAGCAGCAGGGUGUGAUAGUCCCGGCGCCUGGCAAAGCCAAAGAAGACUACAACUCGAUGACUAUCAAACGGGAGGUUAUCCCUGAUAGCAAUGUCCACAUGGAGUCGUCAUAGAAGGUUAGCCCUAAUCCAACGGUCGACACACUUUCAUUAUAUGCGUUCGAUGGAAUAUCCUUCCAAGCUCGUACUAUCAAUUGAACUCACCGUUAACUGAGUAAUUGUUAUUUUUCUGUCACCACCUAUAAGUUGUUCCUUUUUUCGUACAGUAGAGUUACCAUUGAAAAACAAAAAGACACGUGAAAGCUCAAAUGAGAAUAACGAAUAACUAAACGAAUUGUUCUCAUUCACACAAGACCGCGCAACAUAAGUUACCUCGAAUUAUUUCAAAUAAUGGUCAUAGAUUAAAUCAUCUACACUUUGUCCCUAAUUCAUUAGCAUCAAAUGAGGAGUCAGCAUAGACUAAAACGAAUCUCCGACCAAACCCACCGAAGCAACCAAAACAUAUAAGUUAAUGAAAUCGAAAAACAAAACAAACAAAAUAGACUGAAUAAACGAAUGUUCCAAUCACAAAUCAUCCACUAAAACAUAGACACAUAACCAGUCCAGUAACUGAGGUGUAAUAACAAAAAGAAAUGCUUUCUUCACGUCUAUAGGAAAUGUUGCUAUCAGAGGUGACUGCAUGUUUUUAAUUUUUUUUUCUUCGACAUUUUUUCAAUUUAUCAUCAUCAAAUCGCAUGCGCGGAGAUGAGAUCGCUUCAAAUUCCGUACUAAAACUGUUAGGUUUGUCUUAAAUUUAAGAUUUAGCAAGUUCCUUCCCGAAUUGUAAUUAUCUCCACAUCGGGAUACCCUGUUUGGUAUUCGUAUGAAAGUCGAGACUUCAAUUUUGUUCUAAACUUCACCGACUAGUGCCUAUCGAUAUACUUGGAAGCGAUCUAACAUUAACUCUGUUUACGCUCAUUAUUAUAAGAUUGUACAUACAGUUUUAGCUUUUUUAUUAGAUGUAAAGUUGUGAAGCCAUAUCUCAAUCGAAGCACAGGAAGGGGGAAAAUAUAUAAAAAAAUCACACACAAAAAGUUAAUUAGUGGUACUAAUGCUGAUAGAACAGCUGUUAGAAAAUAAAAGUGAACAAUGCAUUGAAAGUAGUUAAAUGAAUCGGAUCGCAAUGUGUUUAGUAGAUAACUGUAAUUAUUGCCAUAUUUGAGUAAUGAAGCGGAGUGCGAGAGGAAAUCAAAAACUAUUUUUUCCUAUUAAAACAAGACUGAAAAUCGUUACCGAGAAUGGAAAGCAACGUAAAGGCAAGCAAUGAAGCUAUUAUUAUGCAGAAAAAAGGCUUAUUUGAAAGAGGAGAUGAAAAGAGAACUACAUAGAAAAUAAGUUUGUUCCAACGAUGUAUUGUUUAUAAUUCCUUUUUUGUCACAUAUUUUUUUGAUGAGUUUUAAAGACUGAGUUAUAUUUUUAUCUUUUUCCCGGAAAUAUGAAUAUUGUUACAUAGAGAAGAGUAGACAAAAUAGUGAAACCUGGCAGCGUAAAAAAAUGUAAUAUAUUCUAAAGAUGUAAGUUAAAAAAUUGGAAAAUGCUCAGAUUAAGAUUGAAGCAAAAAAUAGUGCUGGGGCGAUGCAAUACUUUGGGAGUCAAACAAAUGGAGGAAGCACGAAAUUGUCAGAGCCAGCAGCAGUUACACAUGUACAUGGAUAUUUUUCUAAAUGAAAAUAGUACGUCCGGUUAAUCAUCAAAAAUAUUUUUAUACCAUAAUUACGACCGUAGAAUUUGUUAGGUUUUGUUUAUAAAGAAAGAAAAACAAAUUUUAUUUGAAAUUUGAAUCUUAGGGAAUCCACGCUGUAUGUUAUUAGUUGAUCCUAGUAGAGAUAUGGAAGUUUUUCUUUUUUGAAAAAUGAUUCCAGAAAAAGAAAACUUCAAAUUGAAUGUGUAGCAAACUGCGUGAAAUAAAA
This is a messenger RNA of Toxorhynchites rutilus septentrionalis, 5112 nucleotides long. Its product is annotated as protein bric-a-brac 1-like. Lineage: Eukaryota; Metazoa; Arthropoda; Insecta; Diptera; Culicidae. Gene Ontology annotation, cellular component: nucleus. The record is from RefSeq and is a predicted model, not a curated record. The transcript has 3 exons. Gene Ontology annotation, molecular function: DNA binding; protein binding. Gene Ontology annotation, biological process: regulation of transcription by RNA polymerase II. Bases 1004 to 3277 code for a protein of 757 amino acids.